Penicillium canariense is the source of this 1125-nucleotide messenger RNA. RefSeq lists its product as uncharacterized. The coding region runs from base 1 to 1125 and encodes 374 amino acids. The transcript is spliced from 5 exons. The record is from RefSeq and is a predicted model, not a curated record. Lineage: Eukaryota; Fungi; Ascomycota; Eurotiomycetes; Eurotiales; Aspergillaceae.
AUGGCGGUCACAUACCCGUUGGAUGUUCCGCUGGCUCGGAAUCCGGUCAUUGCAGUAACAGUGCUGGGCAUAAUUGCGACCAUAACCACGGGGCUGCGUUUCUAUGCCCUCCGGCUACGACAGGUAAAGCCUGGAGCAUCAGAUUUUCUCAUAAUUGCAGCAUUGGCCAUCGUAUAUAUUGAUAUUGCGAUUGAGUAUAUCCUUACCAUCCUUGGAGGGGCCGGUCGUAAUGUCAAAGAAAUUGACCCUGCAUCGGUUGUUAUCACGCUGAAGACCAUUUUGCCCCUGGAAGCCCUAUACGGGAUUGUCCUCGGCUUGAUCAAAACGUCGAUCAUGCUAUUCUAUAUGCGUAUCUUCGGGUUGAAGGCGAGCUUCCGGGCCUGCGUUUGGAUCACAAUGACGAUCGUAUGGAUGUGGGCGGUCAGUGUGAUUCUUGAAACCUUCCUGCUUUGUCGCCCACUGGCAUAUAACUGGGAUAUAUCUAUUCCCGGCACUUGCGGUAACCGAAAUGCAACGUACGUGGUCGCAGGUGUGCUAAACCUGAUCACCGAUUUGAUGGUGAUGGGGCUUCCCUUGCCGUUCAUCUGGAAGCUGCAGCUCAAUGUAGCGAAGAAAAUGGCUUUAUGCAGUGUGUUCUGUAUCGGUCUACUUGUGUCCAUCAUCAGCAUCGUCCGCCUCAAAUCCUUGAUGGAAAUCGACUUCACCAACAUUACGCGGUCGGUACAAAUGGGUGUGAUGUGGACUGUGAUAGAGCCCGAGCUUGCCAUUAUCUGCGCGAAUAUGCCGCUGCUCAAAGCGAUUCUGUCACGCAUGUUACCUGGACUGUUCUCAAGCGCCGGCACCAAAUACGGUGUUUCUGACCCACAGAACUUCGAGCGCCUUCAAGACCCGCAGUCAUCUGGCGUGUACCCAAUGAAUCGUUUCGACCACGAGGUAGUUCGUACACAUAUCUCGAGUACGAACAGCAACGAAUCACAGAGAAACUUGGCAGGAAAGCUAGGGGAUGUCUUUACACCAUCCAAGUCCAGUGUCGAGGAGGCGCGCCCCCUAGAACGAAGAUUUGACAAACAUGGCGGCUCAGGAGGGAUUAGUGUGACCCAAAAUUUCGUUAUCCAACAUCGCUAA